Messenger RNA from Somion occarium, 2005 nucleotides. Lineage: Eukaryota; Fungi; Basidiomycota; Agaricomycetes; Polyporales; Cerrenaceae. The record is from the annotation of a GenBank genome assembly.
UCUUGAUUGGAUUAUCGAUACUCACAGUCUGAAUAUGCGAACUAUAGGCCAGCAAUGACGACAUUUGCCAGAUGAUGGGCUGGAGGACAUGAGGAAGACAGCAGGAGGAUAGGCGCCCAAUUUGAAGGGGAGAUAAUUGACUGCACGUGUAUGCGCGCCUAUCAAUAUGGGUCGAGUGAAAAACUCGAGUCCACGGUCGACUUUAUUUUGCCCAUCUUCCUCCACACUCUCACAUACUUUGUCUACCUGUUUUCUUCCACGGUCAGAAUGGUUUUCAAGGUUGCUGACAUCUCUCUCGCCGCUUUCGGUCGCAAGGAGAUUGAGAUUGCUGAACAUGAGAUGCCCGGACUCAUGUACAUGAGGCAAAAGUACGGAGCCUCUAAGCCCUUGAAAGGCGCUCGUAUCGCGGGCUGCCUGCACAUGACCAUUCAGACCGCUGUGCUCAUCGAGACUUUGACCGCUCUCGGAGCUGAGGUGACCUGGUCGUCUUGCAACAUCUUCUCUACUCAGGAUCAUGCUGCUGCUGCCAUCGCAGCCACCGGUGUUCCCGUCUUCGCUUGGAAGGGCGAGACUGAGGAAGAGUACUUGUGGUGCAUUGAUCAGUCCCUUACUGCAUUCCCCGGCGGUCAGCCUUUGAACAUGAUUCUUGAUGACGGAGGCGAUUUGACCAACCUCGUUCAUGAGAAGUACCCUCAGUACAUCACUGGCGUUCGUGGCUUGUCGGAGGAAACUACCACCGGCGUUCAUCACUUGUACAAGAUGUUCCGUGAUGGAAAACUUAAGGUCCCAGCCAUCAACGUCAACGAUUCCGUCACAAAGUCUAAAUUCGACAACUACUACGGAUGCCGCGAAUCCCUCGUCGAUGGUAUCAAGCGUGCAACUGAUGUCAUGCUUGCUGGUAAGGUUGCUGUUGUGGCUGGUUUCGGUGACGUCGGAAAAGGCUGUGCCGAGUCUUUGCGCUCAUAUGGUGCUCGUGUCCUUAUCACGGAGAUCGACCCCAUCAACGCACUUCAGGCUGCUAUGGCUGGUUACGAGGUCACCACCAUGGAAGAAGCUGCCCCCCGCGCUAACAUCUUCGUUACUACCACCGGUAACCGCGACAUCAUCACUGCGAAGCACUUUGAGGCCAUGCAGGAGGACGCUAUCGUCUCCAACAUCGGUCACUUCGAUGUUGAAAUUGACGUCGCUUGGUUGAAGAAGAAUGCUAAGCAGGUGGUCAAUAUCAAGCCUCAGGUCGACCGAUUCACCAUGCCCUCAGGACGCCAUCUCAUCCUUCUCGCCGAGGGUCGUCUUGUCAACUUGGGAUGUGCUACUGGCCACCCGUCCUUUGUCAUGUCCUGCUCCUUCACCAACCAGGUUCUCGCCCAGAUCGCGCUCUGGACCAACACCAGCCAAUUCCCCCUUGGUGUUCACAUGCUCCCCAAGGAGUUGGACGAGGAGGUCGCUCGCGCCCACCUUGCUCAGCUCAACGUAAAGCUCACUACCCUCUCUGCUGAGCAAUCCAAGUACCUCGACAUCCCCGUCGGCGGUCCUUACAAGCCCGACUACUACCGCUACUAGAGUUAGAAACCUUUUCGACAAUCAUUUAUGUACUCUCAACACUCAGAUAUAGCGGCCUCAACGAGCCUUCGCCGAUACAUUUCGAAGGAGGAUCUUAACAUCCUCGAGUAGAGCGGGCAGAGGGAUUUCAACGUCCCACUAUAGACGGCAGGUCGGGGAGACGCUGGGUGGUGUUUGUCGCGCUGGGAGGUGGUGUUAUUAUGGCUAGGCCUCAACGUGCCUGUUGUUACAGUGGAUUACUCUUCUAGAGUCAAAAUGUUAUCAGUUUGGUGAUUAGUGUCUACGUAUUCGCAUGAGUACAAUGAGUAAGGCCCUGUGCCCUAUGACAGUGAGUAUUGAGGACGCAUAAGUAUCUCUUUACUAGGCUGUAGACUCUCGUUGAUUACUCAUGGGAUUACUUCUUCUAAGACUUCCAGCCCAGAGGCUGAGGCUGUGGAGCUCACCG